Mizuhopecten yessoensis (Yesso scallop) is the source of this 1509-nucleotide messenger RNA. RefSeq names its product probable acyl-CoA dehydrogenase 6. Gene Ontology annotation, biological process: fatty acid beta-oxidation using acyl-CoA dehydrogenase. Lineage: Eukaryota; Metazoa; Mollusca; Bivalvia; Pectinida; Pectinidae. The transcript is spliced from 9 exons. The record is from RefSeq and is a predicted model, not a curated record. The coding region runs from base 55 to 1329 and encodes 424 amino acids. Gene Ontology annotation, molecular function: acyl-CoA dehydrogenase activity; flavin adenine dinucleotide binding.
AAUAUUAACGCCGUAAGAGGUAAACACUUAGAAAGGACCCCAAAACUUAGAAGGAUGUUAUGCGUUUCCAAGCUGUCCGCACGUAGACUUGUGAAUGUCAUAAGAUCAGAACUACUGCAAAGACAACGAUGGUUGUCGGCGACUUCGGGUACAAAAGAAGCGAUUUACGACAUAGAACAUGAGCAGAUGAAGGAAUCCCUGAAAAAGAUUAUUGAAAGGGACAUUAAUCCCAAUGUUGAUCAAUGGGAAGCAGAGGGACAGUUUCCAGCAAAACAAGUUUUCAAAACACUGGGUGAUGCUGGCCUUCUGGGGGUAACCAAGCCAACAGAGUAUGGGGGUUUAGGGCUGGACUAUACCUACAGCGUGGCAGUUGCUGAGGAGCUAGGUACCAUCAAUUGUGGGGGAAUACCCAUGGCAAUAGGUGUACAAACAGACAUGGCUACUCCUGCUCUAGCAAGGUUUGGAAGUGAUGAGUUAAAGAAGGAAUUUUUAGCACCAUCAGUGUCUGGGGACAGAGUGGCCUGUCUAGGGGUCAGUGAGGUCGGCUCUGGGUCGGAUGUAGCAAGUAUAAAGACGACAGCAGUAAAACAAGGUGGUGACCUGGUGAUAAAUGGGGGUAAGAUGUGGACCACCAAUGCAUUCCAGGCAGACUGGAUGUGCUUACUGGCUAAUACAUCGGAUGGAUCUGUCUAUGGCAACAAAUCACUUAUCUGUUUGCCUAUGAACUUACCAGGAGUGAAGUUAGCACGAAAAAUAGACAAGAUGGGAAUGAGGAGUUCUGACACUGCACAGGUACAUCUGGAGGAUGUACGCAUACCAGCCUCGUAUAUCAUUGGAGAGGAAGGAAUGGGAUUCACAUAUCAAAUGUUGCAGUUCCAGGAGGAACGCUUGUGGGCUACAGCAGCAGCUAUACUUCCCCUGGAUAAGUGUAUUACUACGACAGCAGAAUAUACUAGCCAAAGAAAGGCUUUUGGACAGCCAAUCCUUAGCAACCAGGUGGUCCACUUUCGUCUGGCCGAGCUUGCCACAGAAGUGGAGGCUCUUCGUUCAAUGUUGUACCGAGCAGUAGGCCAGUAUAUUCAGGGAAAUGAUGUGACCAUGCUGGCCUCCAUGUGUAAGCUAAAGAGUGGACGACUAGCUCGAGAAGUCACAGAUGGAUGUCUACAGUACUGGGGAGGCAUGGGAUUCACUAACGAGGUUCUAAUCAGCAGGUUUUACAGGGAUUUCCGCCUGCUGUCCAUAGGGGGUGGGGCUGAUGAAGUUAUGCUGUCAAUCAUAUGCAAAUACAUGGACACAUUACCAAAAAACCCAAAGAACUCUACAAAAUAAAAAUGAUAGGAUAGAGUAAGGAAGUGAAAGAAAAGUGGAACAGUUUUCAUUCACUGUGAUCCUCAAAGUUGGAACAUAUAUUCCUCAAAAAUACCUGCAUAAAAUGUACACCUUGAGAACCCUAAUUUGUUAUCAGAAUCAAAUGUUUUCAAAUAAAGGAGAGUAUGAUUUUUUUUAUUA